Molecule: messenger RNA, 2762 nt
Organism: Rhineura floridana
Lineage: Eukaryota; Metazoa; Chordata; Lepidosauria; Squamata; Rhineuridae
Product: zinc finger protein 345-like
Exons: 6
Coding region: 210-2459 (749 amino acids)
Biological process (GO): regulation of DNA-templated transcription
Source: RefSeq, a predicted model, not a curated record
GCAGAGUCCUCCAGAAGGCAAACACCUCCCUGCAAAGUCUUUUCCUUACUGGCUUCGCGGGGGGGGGGUGGUCUUUGUCUCUCCCGGGGAAAGCAUCGCUGGCACCUUUUGGGAACUGGAUUUGGCAGCGUACCUAAUUGGGGCAGACAGAAAUUGGCAGAAGACGAACGUGUUCCUCUGGACCUCUUGAAGGCUUUCGUGGAACAGUGAUGGAUGAGCAAGACACAGCUUGGCCUGAAGCAGGAAGAAGCCGCGAUGCCAUCAAGACUGGGUGCAGUGAGGGAUUCUGGGAAAGAACCGUGCGGAAGGUCCUGGGUGAGGAGGACACCCUCAGCUCAGAUGUGCAACACCAGCAGUUGAGGCAGUUCUGCUACCAGCAAGCCGAGGGCCCCAGAGAGGUUUGCAGCCGACUCCACCACCUUUACCGUCAGUGGUUGAAGCCAGAAAGGCAUACCAAAGCUCAGAUGCUGGAUCUGGUGAUCUUAGAGCAGUUCCUCACUAUCCUUCCACCAGAGAUAGAAAGCUGGGUGAGGGAAUGUGGAGCGGAGACCACUUCCCAGGCGGUGGCCCUGGCCGAAGGUUUCCUUCUGAGUCGGGCAGAGGACAAGAAGCGGGCAGAGCAGGAGGAAAAAGAUCCCUUUGCAGAAAUGGGCUCUGAUCUCCCUGAAGCAGAGAGGACUCCAUCAGACACCAGACAGAGACAGCUGGGCGACAGAAUGAUGCCGGCAAGACCUCCUCAGGCAUCUCUUCUUUGUGGCAGAGGGGAAGCAGUUGCUGUGGCACCGGAUCAGGGAUCAGUGUCCUUUGAGGAGGUGGCUGUGUAUUUCACGAAAGACGAGUGGAUUCUGCUGGAUCCUGACCAGAGAGCGCUGCAUGCGGAAGUCAUGGAGGAGAAUUGUGGGAUCGUGGCCUCUCUCGAAGGGGACAAAUUGGAAACCAAGAAUAAGGGAGUCAACAACAAAAAACCCACAACAGGGGAGCGGAAUAAAAAUGUGGAGUGUAAACAGAAUUUCAGUCAGAAUUGCAACCAGAGAAUUCAUAAGAGGGAAAAACUAUACCAGUGUUUGGAAUGUGGAAAGAGCUUCAGUCGGAGUUCCAAUCUCACUUCCCAUCAAAGAAUUCACAAUGGGACGAAACCAUAUCAGUGCAUAGAAUGUGGAAAAAGCUUCCAUCACAGCACCACCCUUACUAUACAUCAGAGAAGCCAUACAGGAGAGAAACCAUAUACAUGCUUGGAAUGUGCAAAGAGCUUCAAUCGGAGCUCCCAUCUCACUUCCCAUCAAAGAAUUCACAGUGGGGAAAAACCGUAUCACUGCUUGGAAUGUGGAAAGAGCUUCCGUCACAGCACAACCCUUACUACACAUCAGAGAAGCCAUACAGGAGAGAAACCAUAUACAUGCUUGGAAUGUGGAAAGAGCUUCAAUCGGAGCUCCCAUCUCACUUCCCAUCAAAUAAUUCACAAUGGGAUGAAACCAUAUCAGUGCAUAGAAUGUGGAAAAAGCUUCCAUCACAGCACCACCCUUACUAUACAUCAGAGAAGCCAUACAGGAGAGAAACCAUAUACAUGCUUGGAAUGUGCAAAGAGCUUCUGCUGGAAAAAAAGCCUAAUAUCCCAUCAAAUAAUUCAUUCAGGUGAGAAACCGUAUCAGUGCUUGGAAUGUGGAAACAGCUUCACAUGCAAGGCGAGCCUCACUUCCCAUCAAAGAAUCCAUACAGGAGAGAAACCAUAUCAGUGCAUAGAAUGUGGAAAAAGCUUCCGCUGGAAAGAAAGUCUUGCUUCCCAUCAGAGAAGUCAUACUGGGGAGAAUCCAUAUAAGUGCUUGGAAUGUGGAAAGAUCUUUAGCCGGAGCCACCAUCUCACUUCCCAUCAAAGAAUUCAUACUGGGAAGAAACCAUAUCAGUGCUUGGAAUGUGCAAAGAGCUUCUGCUGGAAAAAAAGCCUAAUAUCCCAUCAAAUAAUUCAUUCAGGUGAGAAACCGUAUCAGUGCUUGGAAUGUGGAAACAGCUUCACAUGGAAGGCGAACCUCACUUCCCAUCAAAGAAUCCAUACAGGAGAGAAACCAUAUCAGUGCAUAGAAUGUGGAAAAAGCUUCAUUCAGAGGUGCCAUCUCACUUCCCAUCAAAAAAUUCAUACAGGGGAGAAACCGUAUCAGUGCUUGGAAUGUGGGAAGAGCUUCCGUCACAGCACAACCCUUACUACACAUCAGAGAAGCCAUACAGGAGAGAAACCGUAUCAGUGCUUGGAAUGUGGAAAGAGCUUCAAUCGGAGCUCCCGUCUCACCUCCCAUCAAAGAAUUCACAGUGGGGAAAAACCGUAUCACUGCUUAGAAUGUGGAGAGAGCUUCAUUCAGAAAGCAAGUCUCACUUCCCAUCAAAGUAUUCAUACGCCUAUGGGAUCUCUGGGGUGGCUUAGUUUUUACACUAUUAAUCUAAGAUGGUCUUCAGAUGAGAUGUUAUGAUAUUAAUAAUGUGAUGAUUAUGUAUAUGAGCAGAUUGUAUUUUAUAUUGUAUUUUAUAUUGUACGUCGCCCAGAGUGUCCGUUCAGUCGGACAGAUGGGCGUCUGCUAAAUAAAAUUUUAUUAUUAUUAUUAUUAUUAUAGAGGGGAGAAACGAUAUGAAUGCUUGGAAUGUGGAAAGACCUUUCAGAGAAGUACACAUUGCCACCGUCAUCAAAGAAUUCACAGUGGGGAGAAAUCAUAUUAAUGCUCGGAAUGUGGGAAGAGUUUCAGCUUCAUGAAAAAUCUCACUUCACAUCAAAUAAU